UAUUUUGUGUGAAAAUGUCUAGCUUCCUGUGUGUCAGUUUGAGAGAAAGGUCAGCACGUAAGUCCUGAGUUAGAGUUGUAAGAUUUUUUGAAUUAAUUUUAUAAGCUGUUUAUUUGCGCUGCUGCGCUGAAGAGCCUGAAGUCUCCCAUGCGACACUGUUGUGUGGCUAAAUCAGUUGUUAGCUCGCUUGCUAACGUUGCGCCCCCAGUGUUAACGUUUGCUAAUUGCUGCGAAAAUUAGUUAUUAUCCGGCACAUUUACAUUUACCAUGUUACCGAGUUUAUGUAGAUACCAUCGACAGUUCAGUCGGGCUCUUUUGCCUCUUAUUAGUCGUCAAGUAGAGUUAAAGUUGUUAAGUUCAUCUACACACGUGCAAAGGGCAAAAUACGGCAGUGCUACAUCAGAGCGUAAGAAAUUUUAUCGGGAUGUCACAAUCUCUCAAGGUGAAGGAGGCCUUUAUGAAAUAAAUCUUGACAGGAGGAAGCUGAAGACUCCAGGGGGAAAACUCUUCACUGUACCAAAUGAAGCCCUUGCUAUAGCUGUAGCAACAGAAUGGGAUGCUCAGAAGGACACACUGAAGUUCUACACGAUGCAUCUAACCACUCUGUGCAACACAGCCCUUGAUAAUCCAACACAGCGGAACAAGGAUCAGAUCAUCUCUGCUGCACUGAAGUUUCUGGACACUGACACCGUUUGUUACAGAGUAGAAGAACCUCCAGGACUUGUAGAACUUCAGAAAAAUGAAUGGGACCCUGUUCUGGACUGGAUUGAAAAAAGGUACAGUGUCGUUAUUGGUUCAUCCUUUAGUAUAAUGGGCCCUCAGAUCCCAGAGGAGACGAAGGAAACAUUUCGUCAGCAUCUUGAUUCUUAUAACUUCUGGUCUCUAAUAGGGCUUGAGUAUGUGAUCAAUCAACUGAAGUCAGUGGUGCUGUCCUUUGGGUUGAUUGACAGACAUCUGACGGUGGAGCAGGCAGUUCUGUUAGCUCGGCUGGAGGAGGAAUACCAGAUCCAACGUUGGGGAAACGUUGAAUGGGCUCAUGACUAUGACAUGUAUGAGCUGCGGGCUCGUACAGCAGCGGGGGCCCUGUUUGUGUAUCUGUCAUCGGAGAGUGCUACAACAAAGAAAAAAAUCCUUCAGGACUGAUGAGGCCUGUGGUUGUUUAAAUGAGCAAAUACAAUGAGAACGAAAAUGAAAGCUCCUUUUUCUGGGUUUAUUUAAGUGUGUUUGAAGCUUACUGUAAAAUAGGUAGAAUUGUAGUCUUGGCACCAGAUGCUCCAUAGCGUGUGUGUGUGUGUGUAUAUAUAUAUAUAUAUAUAUAUAUAUAUUAUACAGAGGUUCCCAAGUCAGCCCUGGGAUGGUCAGCAAAUUUUUGUGUUUUCCCAACUAACUAAGCCCAUGAGCAGCUUGUUAAUUAGCUAAUGAAUUGAAUUGGAGUGCAAGAUCAAGGAAAUCACAAAAAUGUGCAAGGUGUGGGGUUUCCAGAACUGACUUCGGGCACCACUGCUCUAGAGUUAAAUGCCUGCCCUAGGAUACCACUAAAGCUGCUUUGAUUGUCCACAGCCUGUUAUUAGUCACAACAUUUUGUCAGAUUAAGAUAUGUACAGUCUGUUUCUGUUUACAUGAACAUAUUGGCUGGAGAGAUUGUUAACGAAUGCCAUUUCAGUGCUUUUCAUCUGUUGUCCUUGUGAUCUGUAUUAGAUUUUGACUUUAUAACAUUAAAUGCACAGUAGUUAUGACCAACUGA
Colossoma macropomum (tambaqui) is the source of this 1744-nucleotide messenger RNA. It is a transcript of the gene atpaf2, whose product is annotated as ATP synthase mitochondrial F1 complex assembly factor 2. Gene Ontology annotation, biological process: mitochondrial proton-transporting ATP synthase complex assembly. The transcript is spliced from 8 exons. NCBI's taxonomy places the organism in Eukaryota, Metazoa, Chordata, Actinopteri, Characiformes, Serrasalmidae. Bases 268 to 1143 code for a protein of 291 amino acids. Gene Ontology annotation, cellular component: mitochondrion. The record is from RefSeq and is a predicted model, not a curated record.